AACGAUCCAAAUUGGCAUAUGUUUGCUAUGCAUAAUAUAAAUAUUUUCCAUUUAUUUUUCUAUGGAUGUGGUUAGCUAAUUGGUUAAUUAAGUAAGACCGCGGGCAGAAAGUAUCGACGGAAAUCCAUUUUUGUGCAAGCCAAGCUGGAUGCUGGUUUCUGUAAGAAGCGCCAUGCCCUCACCAAAGACACGAAGACAGGUAUCCAGCAAUAUUUCUGGCUUUUGGUAUAAAAGUGCGGGCCCAUCUGCAGUUGGACAUCAUUCAGCUUGAGCGUCUUGCGACAAGAGCUUGCCAAAGCAAAUCCAACGAACUUUAAAGGCCCAACCAACAAAUAAACAACAAUGAAACUCUUCGUCUUUGCUGUGUGCGCCAUUGCCUUGGCCUCCGCCGACGUUUCCCACCUUAACCUGGGCAGUGGUUACAGCUACAACAAGCCCACGCCGAUCUUCAACAUCCCCUCAGCCCCAGCCCCGGCUUAUCUGCCACCCGCCCAGGAGGUGAUAUCCGCGCCUGCUCCAGCUCCAGUGUACUCGGCUCCGGCACCCGCGCCUGUUUCGGAGUACCUACCUCCUGUUCAGGAUAUACCAGCUCCCGCCCCUGUAUACUCUGCUCCUGCGCCAGCUCCGGUCUACUCUGCUCCUGCGCCAGCUCCGGUCUACUCUGCUCCUGCGCCAGCUCCGGUCUACUCUGCUCCUGCGCCAGCUCCGGUCUACUCUGCUCCUGCGCCAGCUUCUGAGUACUUGCCUCCAGUCCAGGAUAUUCCGGCUCCUGCGCCUGCUCCUGUUUACUCGGCUCCAGCCCCAGCACCGGUAUACUCCGCUCCCGCUCCCGCACCCGCACCCGUUUCAGAGUACCUGCCUCCUGUUCAAGACAUCCCCGCUGCCGUACCUGUUUAUUCUGCUCCUGCUCCAGCUCCGGUCUAUUCUGCUCCUGCUCCAGCUCCUGAGUACUUGCCUCCAGUCCAGGACAUUCCGGCUCCGGCGCCCGCUCCAGUUUACUCUGCCCCAGCUCCAGCUCCAGUUUACUCUGCUCCUGCUCCCGCUCCCGCUCCCGUUUACUCUGCUCCUGCUCCUGCACCAGCUCCAGUUUACUCUGCUCCUGCACCAGCUCCAGUUUACUCUGCUCCUGCACCAGCUCCAGUUUACUCUGCUCCUGCACCAGCUCCAGUUUACUCUGCCCCAGCUCCAGCUCCUGUGGAGUCGGGCUACCAGUACAACGUGCCUGCCAAGCGUUUCCGCUUCUAAAUGGACAUCAGGUGUAUCCAAAAGAGCACCAGAGCCACUUGCGUGGUGACAGCUUGUUAAAUUAACAAGUGCGCCGCCCAUUGUUGUUGAAAAUUUGUUGUUACGCAAAGUUCCCGUUGAGAUUUUAGCUAAUAAAAAAAAUUAUAAAACAAUAUGUAAGAACAGCCGCUGCA
Messenger RNA from Drosophila yakuba, 1418 nucleotides. RefSeq names its product leucine-rich repeat extensin-like protein 1. NCBI's taxonomy places the organism in Eukaryota, Metazoa, Arthropoda, Insecta, Diptera, Drosophilidae. Gene Ontology annotation, biological process: positive regulation of transcription by RNA polymerase II. Gene Ontology annotation, cellular component: RNA polymerase II transcription regulator complex. Bases 343 to 1245 code for a protein of 300 amino acids. Gene Ontology annotation, molecular function: transcription coactivator activity. The transcript is spliced from 3 exons. The record is from RefSeq and is a predicted model, not a curated record.